Messenger RNA from Glarea lozoyensis ATCC 20868, 2295 nucleotides. RefSeq names its product (Trans)glycosidase. Bases 1 to 2295 code for a protein of 764 amino acids. The transcript is spliced from 3 exons. The record is from RefSeq and is a predicted model, not a curated record. Lineage: Eukaryota; Fungi; Ascomycota; Leotiomycetes; Helotiales; Helotiaceae. Gene Ontology annotation, biological process: carbohydrate metabolic process; ergosteryl 3-beta-D-glucoside catabolic process. Gene Ontology annotation, molecular function: steryl-beta-glucosidase activity.
AUGGCACCCUUGAGACUCACAAUCGAGAAAGGCAUCUUCCGCGAUUCCCGAGGAAGAGAGGUCACCCUGCGUGGGAUAAACUUAGCAGGCGAUGCGAAGUAUCCCAGUAACCCAGAGCAACCAUCUCAUGUGGCGGACGACUUCUUCGAGGGCGAUAAUGUCACUUUCCGAGCCCGCCCAUUUCCCAAGGAGGAUGCCCACAUUCACUUUGCGCGACUCAAGCGGUGGGGAUACAAUACGAUACGUUAUGUUUUUACCUGGGAGGCGAUAGAAGCUGCUGGGCCUGGGACUUAUGACGAAGAAUGGAUUCAGCACACGAUUGAGAUACUGAGAAUGGCGAGAGAUUAUGGCUUCUACAUCUUUAUGGACCCCCACCAGGACGUGUGGUCAAGGUUUUCGGGAGGUUCGGGAGCCCCUAUGUGGACUCUAUAUGCGUGUGGUCUGAAUCCACAGAGCUUUGCGGCUACUGAAGCCGCCUUGGUUCACAACAUGUAUCCCGAGCCUGAAAAGUUCCCGAAAAUGAUCUGGUCCACGAACUAUACACGAUACGCUUGCCAAACCAUCUUUACUCUUUUCUGGGCCGGGCGGGAUUUCGCGCCCAAAUGCAUUAUUGACGGGAAAAACAUCCAGGAUUAUCUUCAGGAACAUUUUGUGGGUGCUUGUGCUCACUUGGCAAAGCGAAUUAGUGAAGCGGGGGAUUUGGAAGACGACAUUGUUAUUGGAUGGGAAAGCAUGAAUGAGCCAAAUCGGGGAAUGGUAGGCUAUCCGGACAUCUCGGUCAUCCCAGACGAACAGAAACUGAAGAAGGGUACGUCUCCUACGGUAUGGCAGGCUAUCCUAACGGGCUCGGGCCGCGCUUGCGAACUGGAUACCUGGGACUUUGGUGGCAUGGGCCCUUAUAAAUCUGGGCGAGCCCUCGUCGACCCGCAAGGGGAAACUGCAUAUCUACCAGCGGACUAUGAUGAGUCGAGAUAUGGCUACAAGAGAGAUGCAGGCUGGAAACUAGGAGAGUGUAUAUGGGCCCAACAUGGGGUAUGGGAUCCGAGCAACGACACAAUUUUGAAGAAAGACUAUUUCAAGAAACACCCAAAGACGGGCGAGGUUAUCGACUAUGAACAGUUCACAAACACAUACUUCAUGGAGUACUACCGCAUGCACAGGGACGCGAUACGGGCGCAUCAUAAGAACGCCAUCAUGUUUUGCCAGCCACCAGUUCUGGAGCUUCCCCCAUCAAUCAAAGGAACUGCAGAUGAUGAUCCGAAUAUGGUUUAUGCUCCGCAUUACUAUGACGGUAUAACGCUCAUGACCAAGAAAUGGAACCGGUACUGGAACGUCGACGUGUUCGGCAUCUUGCGUGGUCGAUAUUUGAGCCCUGCCUUCGCGGUAAAGAUUGGUGAGACUGCAAUUAGAAACUGCUUACGAGACCAGUUGACCGCUAUUCGAAAAGAAGGCUUAGAUUAUAUGGGCGAUCACCCCUGUGUGCUCACUGAAUUCGGUAUACCAUAUGAUAUGGACGACAAAUAUGCGUACAAGACUGGUGACUACUCUAGUCAAUCCGGCGCUAUGGACGCCAAUCAUUUUGCAGUCGAGGGUAGUGCCAUGGCGGGGUACACCCUGUGGCUGUACAUGUGUGAAAACAAUCAUAAGCUGGGCGACCAGUGGAAUGGUGAAGACUUGUCGAUAUUCUCCCUCGACGACCGGCCGUUACCACUAUCUCCUGUGCCUCAGUCUCCGACCAACGAAUCGACGCUCACCGUGGAUCAAAAGUUGGGGAGCAACACUAAGAGAGAGUUCUCUGACGAGUCAACUGUUAAUCCAGGUAAUUUGAAAGCUAAACUCAAGACGCCUUCGAUAUCAUCGCAGGCCACCACAGACAAGCCACCCGAGCUCACCAAUAGUCCAGGAUUUCGUGCCGCUGAAGCAUACGUACGUCCUUCACCAUUUGCAAGUGUUGGCAAGAUUAUCAACUACGGCUUUGACCUUCGUAAUUGCGUCUUCACUCUGAAUCUAAAAGCAGAUAAGGUGGCUCCACAAGACUCGCCAACUGAAAUUUUCCUGCCCGAAUUUCACUUCCCCAAAGAUGUCUGCGAUGUGGAAGUAUCUGGGGGAAAGUGGACAAUCAACACUGAUGAUGAAGACGGAGGCAUGAUUCAACGACUUCGUUGGUGGCAUGCUGAGGGCGAACAGUCCAUCAAAGUCACAGGCGUGCAAAGACGACAAAAUAUGUCUCUUGGUAAGGAAGAGGAAGAGGGUUAUCUGGAUCAAUGUCAGCAGAGCAAGUGCGGUUUGAUGUAA